AUGGCAGCGCCAGAAGCACACAUUUCUCAGGGCCUGCCAGGUAACUAGCUAGCUAGUUCCUGCUUAUAACAUUACAUUCAUUACUUUAUUUGAUUUCCAGUAAGUGCAUGAAGUAAUGAGAUACCAUACUGUUUAUCUUCUUUCUGACACAGUGGGAGGAGAUAUCCCAGUAGAACAACAAAAGGGGAAGAAUGACAAUACACGGAGCACUCCAGAUAAAGACGCUCUGGUAGAGCAGAGCAACCAGACCCAGGAUUCCUCUUUACCCUCGAAUACACCAGGGGGUCAGGGCAGCCAGAAGGAGAUGGAGGAUUCAAAUACUGAAGGUGAGAGAAGCUACAAGUUAACCCCCAAAAAUAGUACCAUCCAAUUCCACGAUUGUCUUAUUGCAGGGCUCGACAUUAACGCUUGUCCUCUUGUCCGGGACAAGUAAAAAAAUUGUCGGACAACAAGAAUGUAGAUUUCAGUUGUCCAAAUGGACAAUUAAACAAAAUCACACGUCACAAUAUCAAGCAAUUUCUACGAUCAGAAUUGGAUCAGCGUGGCCAACAUUGGAAUAAUGUCGACUACAUAAAUAAAAUAAAAAGCCCACUUGUCAAAGUGUAUGUGAUAUGCAUAUUGUCUACAGCCUCAUGUCCAAACCAAUGUUGUACACUGAGUGUACAAAACAUUAAGAACACCUUUCUAAUAUUGAGUUGCACCCCCCCAGACAAUGCCCCUGUGGGGAGCGGUGAGAGAGGCUCUGAAGACUUUCACUAGGCACUGCUUGUUGUGUUCAUCCUCUGUUUUAAUGUUUCCUGUUGCACUAGUAAAAAAGCAGACGGAGCCCUCUGCUGCAGUGAUGGAACAGCCAGACAUUGACCCAGAGGAGAAGGACAACAAUGGCCCUGUGGGGAGCGGUGAGAGAGUCUCUGAAGAGGGAGAUGAAGAGGGAGCUGUAGAGCCCCGGUCCCAGACCCCACCCCUCGUCACAGACCAGAGGGCUACUAAAGAACGCAAAGAGUCGUCCGGUGAGACUGCCACUUCCUUUCUGUUUUCAUUGAUAACUAGGCAUUAGGUACUCUCUGACUGAUGUGAUGUGGCACUUGCAAUUCAAGGAAAUAGGCUAUAGUGUUUUUAAAAUUAUCCCUCAGGACUAAUUCUAAACCAUGUGCAACGUUGGUAGAAUCUUAUUCAAAAUGAUUCACAGCUGUAAUGGCUGCCAAGGUGCUUCCUCCAAGUAUUAACUCAGGGGUGUAAAGACACACGCAAUCAAGACUUCAGUUCUUAUUAUUUAUUUGGAAAAAUCUAUAAUUUCUUUCACUUUGAAAAUGUGUAGUAGGUUGUGUAGAUGGGUAGGAAAACCAUCUAAUUUCAUCCAUUUUUAGUUUUAAUUUGAAGGCAGCAAAAUGUGAAGACUGUGCAAGUAGUGUGUAGACUUUCACUAGGCACUGCUUGUUGUGUUCAUCCUCUGUUUUAAUGUUUCCUGUUGCACUAGUAAAAAAGCAGACGGAGCCCUCUGCUGCAGUGAUGGAACAGCCAGACAUUGACCCAGAGGAGAAGGACCAGGAUUCCUCUUUACUCUCAAAUACAUCAGGGGGUCAGGGGAGCCAGAACUCGGAGGAUUCUAAUACUGAAGGUGAGAAAAGUUCAAGGUUUCACCCCCCAAAAUGGUACCAUCCAAUUCCAUGGUCGUCUUAUUGCAGGGCUCGACAUUAAUGCUUGUCCUCUUGUCCGGGACAAGUAAAAAAAAAUUGUCGGACUAGAAGAAUAUAGAUUUGAGAUUUCCAAAUGGACAAUUAAAAAAAAAAAAUCACACAAAUCACAAUCUCAAGCAAUUUCUACGAUCAGAAUUGGAUCAGCGAGGCCAACAUUUGAAUAAUAUUCAAAUACGUUUUUUAUGUUGCCUACAUAAAUAAAAAAAAGCCUACAUGUCAAAGUGUAUGUGAUAUGCAUAUUAACUACAGCCUCGUGUCCAAACCAAUGAUGUACACUGAGUGUACAAAACAUUAAGGACACCUUUCUAAUAUUGAGUUGCAUCCCACCCCCGUUUGCCCUCAAUUCGCCUCAAUAAGUCGGGGGCAUUGACUCUGCAAGGUGUCGAAAGCAUUCCACAGGGAUGCUGGGCCAUACACUACCCAUGUCUCAAUUUUCUCAAGGCUUUAGACAAAAUCCUUCUUUAACCUGUCUCCUCCUCUUCAUCUACACUGAUUUGAAGUGGAUUGAACAAGUGACAUCAGUAAGGGAUCAUAGCUUUCACCUGGCCAGUCUAAAGCCCUAUUCGGACGGGAUAGGUUUUACUGGGGGUAGCUCAGGUAAUGUAAUUAUGUGCACGAGCACAAAUCACCACAUCCGUCAUUUUAGUCCCGUCCGAAUCUGCCAUGUCAGUCAUUUUUACUCGGCAGGAAGGUUAUUAUAACCGCCCUAAGAACCUACUGUUUUUCAGAAAACUCCCAAAGUCCUCUGAUAAUACUUAUCCCGUGCGAAUUGUCAUCCCUGUGUUUUGAGGUAUAUUACAGAGUUUAACAGGUGCUGCACCCAGUUUGGGUAAGAACAUGUGAACAAAUUUGAUGCUUAAAACAAAGUGCUAUGCACGUAGCCUACAUAUGAAUGAUCUGUUUUGUCAUAUAUCAGCUUUCCUAGUGCCAUACUUGUCUUUUUAAAAGAUGAAGUGGACGAUAUUGUGCCAAUGAGUCGAUGCAUUUCCAAAUACGUCAGGUAAUUUAAAUGUCUGCAUAGGUUACAGUUCAUGGUUCUUAUUGAUAUUCAUUAGUAUUUUGACUUUCUCCGAUCUUAAGGCCAUUAGGCCAAUAUUAGGCUAUCCCUAGACAUUUGAAAUGUCUUCACGCCUAUAUGACCCUCCAGGCUUCCGUCAUAACGGUACAUUGUGAAUGAGGGGGUGGGGGGGGGGGGGGGGAAGUAUUACAGGGGCAGUUUGGUAAAACUAAUCCCGUCCGAAUCCUCCGCUGGGAAAAACGGACAUGCUGGGAUAAUAAUUACAUAACCGACGUUCUAUAGUAAAACUUGCCCCGUGCGUAUAGGGCUUAUGUCAUGGAAAGAGCCAAGUAAAUUUGGUUAGGAAUCAUUGAUGGACAGAAAUAUUCAAACUGUGUUUCUAAUUUUCAAGCAAUGUUAAGUCAGGACUGAGACUGGAUUAUUCAUGACCACUGGAAUCCUAUUGGAAAGCCAAUCUGGGGUGUAACUGAAAAAUAAAACUAUCCCAGGUUUAGGUUUCCAGAAGACUGAGGUGGGUUUUCCUCUUAACGUUUUACCUGGGCUUUGCUCCUUUCAUAUUUAUUUUGAUCCUGACAAACUCCCCCAGUCCCUGUUGGUGACAAGCAUACCCAUAACAUGAUGCUGCCACCACAAUACUUGAAAAUGCAGAGGGUUUUACUCUGGUGUGUUGUAUUGGAUUUGACCCAAACCUGUAGUGUUUCAUUUAGUCCAAAAAGUUCAUUUCUUCGCCGUGUAGUCUUGCAGUACUCCUUAACGGCCUCGUUGCGAAAUAGAAUGGAUGAUUUGUUUCACUUUGGAAAUGUGUAGUAGGUUGUGUAGAUGGGUAGGAAAACCAUCUAAUUUCAUCCAUUUUUAGUUUUAAUUUGAAGGCAGCAAAAUGUGAAGACUGUGCAAGUAGUGUGUGGACUUUCACUAGGCACUGCUUGUUGUGUUCAUCCUCUGUUUUAAUGUUUCCUGUUGCACUAGUAAAAAAGCAGACGGAGCCCUCUGCUGCAGUGAUGGAACAGCCAGACAUUGACCCAGAGGAGAAGGACAACAAUGCCCCUGUGGGGUGCGUUGAGAGAGUCUCUGAAGAGGGAGAUGAAGAGGGAGAUGAAGAGGGAGCUGUAGAGCCCCGGUCCCAGACCCCACCCCUCGUCACAGACCAGAGGGCUACUAAAGAAUGCAAAGAGUCGUCCGGUAAGACUGCCACUUCCUUUCUGUUUUCAUUGAUUACUAGGCAUUAGGUAGUCUCUGACUGAUGUGAUGUGGCACUUGCAAUUCAAGGAAAUAGGCUAUAGUGUUUUUAAAAUUUCUUCCUCAGGACUAAUUCUAAACCAUGGAAAUCAGAACAACAAAUAACUGAAGCCUGUUUCUGCUUCUGCUUUUUCCACAGGUAAUGUGUCAAAGUUGAUGCUCGCUGGGAUUCUAGCGUUUCUGCUGGCCGUGGCGGUGAAUUUUUUCAGCUCUGAGUCUCUCUCUGAGAAAACCGAUUUCAACCGAACAGAGAUCUUCCUCAGAGAGAUGAAGAAGGUGGAGGCCCAGUUCCCCGGCCAGCGCUCUGAGCUGUGGAGGAGGAGCAGGAUCCACCUGGAGAGGCACCUCCAGACGGCCCAGCCCACAGAGCCAGUCAGCCUGAUGCUGACAGCAGGCCGCAGGGGGGAGAGGACGCUGCACUGCCUUGCCCUGCGCCUGGCCAACGCCGUCUCCUCUGCCCUCAACUCCUCCUCCAUCCUCCACAUCGACGGGGCCAGCAAGACUGGCCAGGACAGCGACCAGGUCAAGCUGGACAUCGACACCCAGCUGCGGGAUGCCUUCGAGGGGGACCAGCCCGUAGCCGUCGUCUACCGCUUUGAGGAGCUGCCCCCGGGCUCCACGAUCAUAUUCUACCGCUACUGUGACCACGAGAAUGCCGCCUACAAGGAGGCCUUGCUCAUCUUCACCGUGCUGCUGGGGGGCGAGGAGGAGCUGCCAGCCAGCCUGGGACUGAGUGCUGUGGAGGAGAUGGUGGAUGACCACCUCCAGGACAAGUUCCUCUCCUCUGACCAGCCGGCCGCCUAUGACAUGAUGGACCUGGACAAGUUCAGUGGUCUGUGGAGCCGUAUCUCCCACCUGGUCCUGCCGGUGGCAGCAGAGGAGACCAUAGAGCGGAGGGGCUGUGUGUAA
Molecule: messenger RNA, 4860 nt
Organism: Coregonus sp. 'balchen'
Lineage: Eukaryota; Metazoa; Chordata; Actinopteri; Salmoniformes; Salmonidae
Source: the annotation of a GenBank genome assembly